This is a messenger RNA of Coprinopsis cinerea okayama7#130, 1668 nucleotides long. RefSeq lists its product as hypothetical. The record is from RefSeq and is a predicted model, not a curated record. The transcript has 2 exons. NCBI's taxonomy places the organism in Eukaryota, Fungi, Basidiomycota, Agaricomycetes, Agaricales, Psathyrellaceae. Bases 1 to 1668 code for a protein of 555 amino acids.
AUGUACAGGCCUCAGAGUCGAGCUCUGCAGACGCAAGAACUUCUCGAACUCAUUUUCCAGCAAUUGUGGGACGUUGAGGACCGUGAAAGCGAGAUCCGACGCAGAUCCUACAGGGGUACUCUCCCUGCGCUGGCGAGGACGUGCAGAACGUUCUACGACCCAGCUAUUCGCGUUUUGUGGAAGCGGAUACCGGGUCUUUCCGUUUUGACGCACCUGUUUCCCCAAGACGAUUUCACAAUCGAGGACAACAAAAAGAUUUUCUUCAAGAGGACUGAAUUCCUGCAGGACACCGCCUUCAGACAACGCUUCCGCACCUACGCAGUGCUCGUCAAGCACAUAAGCUACCGCCAUUUCACCAGGUUCAGCAUGCAUUUCUCCGCCUUGAAUCACCUGGCCACCAAGGUGUCAGUAUCAGGACCUUUAUUUCAUAACGCUGUGUCAGUAGUCCUCCCUUGCUACUCUACUCGCCCGAUGGAAGCUAUGUUCUAUCCCGCAGUCGUCCUGGGCCCUUUUGUGCGCAACGUGCUGAUUUAUACCGAUGGUGCCGUGGAGCCAGGCGAAAAUAUUGCGGCGUCUCGCAUUCUUGGUGGCCCGUUGACAAAGGCGAUGCUGGAUCGCCUACACCCAUAUGCAGCAAACUUCACAGACUUCGCCGUCCAAUUAAUUGAUCGCAAAGCCAUCAAAUGCAUCCCGGGCAUAGAUUCCCUAUGCACUCAGCUUUCUGCUUGCUUACGCAGAGUUGAACUCACUCAGUUUGUCCUUUCUCCGGAUGUUCUCUUCGCUAUCAGCCAACUGGGUGGUUUGGAGGUGUUUUUACUUUCGGUGGACACUCCCGAUCGCCCCACUCCCAUUCGACCCCCGGCACCUCUCUUGUUCCCUGCUCUGACUCACCUCCAUGUCGAGGUCUUGACCAUGGACGCUGGUCAGGACUUUCUCCGUCGGCUUCAGGCCCCCUCCCUUACUUCUUUGUAUCUCGAAUUCUGGCUGCCAGACGACGACGAUCAUGAUGAUGACGAAGACCUGGCUCUCCCACUUCGGGACUUAAAACCCAUCUUCUCUGUUCUAUCUGGCCGACAUGCGGCACCCAAACUAUCCUCCAUUGAAGUAGACGUCGGUGAAUUCAACAGAGACGCCUUCGUUAUCAAGGGACCCACCCUCCUUCCCAUUGUCGAGUUCAAGGACCUCACUUCGAUCACAAUCCACCGAUGCGCAUGCGUUGAACUGGACGAUGCGAAUCUCCUUCAACUGUUCUCUUCAUGGCCUAAACUGGUCGAAUUUAUAUUCGAACCACCCGAAUUACACACGAGCGUCAUCUACCGCAAGAAAUUGACGCUCGAAGGGCUCCACAACGCCUUGCAACGCUGUCCAAACCUGGCCCGUCUCUCCCUUGCAUGCGAUGCGCGUCGAGUUCCCCCGGCCAAGGGCGUGCCGCACCAAUGCCUGAAGGUCUGGGACGUAGGCUUCUCUCCCAUCCAGUCAGGACGAGCUGUGGGGGAGUGGCUCCGCCAGUUCUACCCUCGUUUGGAGGCCGCAUCACUGGAGUAUUUUUCCCAUUUCGCAUCGGGCCUGGAGACGAUCAAGGAUGAAAAGGGCAUCCCGGAGCACGAGCUCGAGAAGGUGCUGAUGAUCAAUCGCUGGAAUGAUGUGGUAUCCGUUCUGAGGGGUUGA